AGUUAAAAAACAAAUAAGUGGAUGGAUCAAGAGGACUUGAUGAAAAGUUCUAUUGAACCCCUUCUCACUCCAAACGCAGAAAAUGGCAGUCAUAAUGCUACCAAUUACAAAUAUUUCUGUUGCAAACCAGAGAUAAUCGCAGAACUGAAGAAGCAAAUAAUCUUAGCAGGACCUCUAGUACUUGUCAGUUUCUUACAAUACAGUCUACAGAUGAUAUCUGUAAUGUUUGUGGGUCGUCUUGGUGAGCUCUCUCUCUCAAGUGCUUCAAUGGCUACUUCAUUUGCUGGAGUUACUGCUUUUGGUUUUAUGCUCGGAAUGGGAAGUGCACUAGAGACGUUGUGCGGGCAAGCCUACGGUGCGAAACAGUAUCAUAUGCUUGGCGUACACAUGCAAAGAGCAAUGCUAGUUCUUUCACUUACGAGCAUUCCUAUAUCAUUUGUUUUGGCCAAUACAGAUAAGAUUUUCAAAAUUCUAAAACAAGACCCACAAAUUUCACUCCAGUCAGGAAUAUAUGCACGAUGUUUAAUUCCUGCAAUCGUUCCAUAUGGUCUUCUUCAGUGCCAACUAAGAUUCCUACAAACCCAGAGCAAUAUUUUGCCAUUAGUGUUAAGUACUGGCGUCACAAGUUUAGUCCAUGUUUUUCUAUCUUGGACAUUCAUCUUUCGAUUGCAAUUAGGCAAUAUAGGGGCUGCUUUGUCUGUUGCUGUCUCUUAUUGGAUCAAUGUGCUUAUUCUUGCAAUGUACAUCAAGCUUUCUCCUACAUGUCAAAAGACUUGGACAGGUUUUUGUUCAGAAGGAGCUAAAAAUCUGCUUAGUUUUCUUAAGUUAGGAAUACCUUCAGCUCUAAUGGUUUGCUUGGAAUUCUGGUCAUAUGAGUUUUUAGUUUUUAUGUCAGGUCUGCUUCCCAAUCCAAAACUAGAAUUGUCAGUGAUGUCCAUUAGCCUGACAACAAGUUCUUUAAUAUUCAGAAUCCCAUAUGGUUUUAGCAGUGCUGUCAGCACAAGAGUUUCGAACGAAUUAGGUGCUGGAAGACCUGAUGCUGCGUAUUUGGCAGUAAAAGUUGUGAUACUAUUGGCAGUGACGGAGGGAUUGUCACUCAGUUUAAUUUUAGUUACGGCGAGAAACGUUUGGGGGUACUUGUACACCAAUGAAACACAAGUAGUGACAUAUUUAGCAUCUGCAAUGCCAGUGCUUGCCACAUCCAAUUUCAUGGAUGGGAUGCAGGCUGUAGCUUCAGGUACUGCUAGAGGUUGUGGUUGGCAAAAGAUUGGUGCUUAUGUAAACUUUGGAGCUUAUUACUUUGUAGGGCUUCCUUGUGCUAUAGUAUUAACAUUUGUCUUCCAUUGUCGAGGAAAGGGACUUUGGAUGGGAAUAACAUGUGGAAGUUUCUUGCAAGCAAUUUUGCUAUUAGCCAUUACGAUGCACACGAAUUGGGAGCAGGAAGCAAAGAAGGCUAGGGACAGGGUAUAUGGUUUCAAUAUCCCAACAGACACGACACAACAACUAGUUUAGUGAGUGAGCAAGAGCUCAAGACGUUUUGAAAGCUAAUUCAGUGAAUCCUGAAAACGCAUUUUUCUAAUUUGAUGUAAUGGUCUGCAAUCCCUUCUAAACGUUUCUUGGGGAAUCAUGACCCAAGAACUAGCCAUCACCGCUUGCAUGGUUAAUUUGAUGCAAUGGCCUGUUAUAAAUGACAGUGGUUCAUAAAUAUGAAGUGACUCCAAAUGAGGGCCCUCGGUUUGUCUUGUAAAACAAUUAAUAGGCUGUUUUUUAGUGUAACUACCUAAAUGGCCCAAUAAAUGAGUUUGAAUUCAAAGUAA
Messenger RNA from Jatropha curcas, 1817 nucleotides. RefSeq names its product protein DETOXIFICATION 16. Gene Ontology annotation, biological process: xenobiotic detoxification by transmembrane export across the plasma membrane. Gene Ontology annotation, molecular function: antiporter activity; xenobiotic transmembrane transporter activity. The record is from RefSeq and is a predicted model, not a curated record. NCBI's taxonomy places the organism in Eukaryota, Viridiplantae, Streptophyta, Magnoliopsida, Malpighiales, Euphorbiaceae. Gene Ontology annotation, cellular component: membrane.